Drechmeria coniospora is the source of this 2793-nucleotide messenger RNA. RefSeq lists its product as uncharacterized. The transcript is spliced from 4 exons. Lineage: Eukaryota; Fungi; Ascomycota; Sordariomycetes; Hypocreales; Ophiocordycipitaceae. The record is from RefSeq and is a predicted model, not a curated record. The coding region runs from base 1 to 2793 and encodes 930 amino acids.
AUGGCAUCCCAUUCCCCUGCCAUUUCUGGUUUUGACGGGUCAGAUGAGCAUGAUGGCUCUUCAGUCAUCUCGGCAUCGUACUCGACCUCACAGGACACCGUCACCAUGAGGACUGCAGAGUACCAUCGAGUGCCAUCCCAAGGAUUCGCAAUAGGACAAGAAACAGGCAUCAUUGACAAAGGACAAUCUCGGUCCUCGACGGUCCACGGCCUUGGGAUUCCCAAGCGCAAACCCGUUCUCGCAAGCGUUCCCGCUGGCUCCGCCUCCGCAAGGGCGCCAGCCUCGAUGCUGUCGCCGCCGCCGCAGGAGGAGACCUCUCGGCCGUUGUCAUAUACUGUUGGCAGUCCCGGCCUGGCGAGCUCCGGUAUCGCGUCGCCCCGAACGGGUCUGCUCUCGGGAAGUAAGCCGUCGCCGUUCCUUGACCGGCUACGGCACACCUUCGGCUUCACCCCUGCGAAAUUCUUCGCGUCAAGAAAAAAGCCUCGGCGGGAGGCUGAUCAAGGUCAAGAGGUGCCUAUGCCUUCGUUGGGCUCGGAGACGCCAGCGGCCUUGUCGGACGUCGAGGACGAUGCCGGCUAUGAUAGCUGCAGCGAGGACGCAUUCAAGACCAAGUUUGCGGAGCCUCCCACGUACUGCUCGUCGAAGGAGGACAUCCUCAAGAAGCGCAACAGCAGACUGUUCGUCAUCAUCUUGGCCCUCUCCGUCUACUCGACCGUCCUGUCGGCCAUCUGGGUCAUCGUCUCGUUUGUCCAGCCGCGCUGGGGGUACAAGAUUGCCUCUCGUGGUGGCCUCGCACCCUCGACCGCCACUCUCAUCACGGCCCUCGUGGCCAAGACGAUCGAGCUGUCGUUCGUUACCGUCUUCAUAGCGUGCGUGGGCCAGGUGCUCACCCGGCGCGCCUUCGCUCGCAAGUCGGGCGGCAUGACGCUCGCCGAGAUGACGAUGCGCAACUGGGUCAUCCAGCCCGGCUAUCUCGUCACCCACUUCGAAACGAUUCCUUACGCCGGCCUCACCGUCCUCGGCGCCCUGUCGCUGACGGCCUCGAUUGUCGCCAUGUUCUACACCACCGCCUCCGAAGCCAUGGUCGCGCCCAAGCUCAAGUUUGGCGACUGGGAGGACCGCGAGCUCCGCGGCUUCGUACGCUCCUCCUAUCUAAACGCCGCCUACGUCAGGCAGACCUGCCCGUCGCUGAUCCGGACGAACGAGGACAGCUUCGCGACAGAAUCCUGCAUGAACGUCCAGUUCUCGGGCCAGUCGUACCGGAGCCUGCAAUCCUUCAUGACCGUCUGGACGGCCAUCAGCAACAACGGGACGAGCAGGACGGAGGUGAUGAGUGAACGGCCGGACGGCACGGCGCUGCUGUACGACAACACGACGAUGACGUCGACCUGGAUCGAGACGGAGCACAGCAACGUGACGGCCAAGAACGCCGAGCACGGCCGCAUCGUCAACAACGUGACGCUCGCCAUGCCCCAUCCCGGCGUGUACGCGGCCGCGACGAAUCCCAUCAACGGCAUCCUCCAGCCCGUCGACCUGGCCGGCGUCGGCGAGUACUCGGUCCGAGCCGGCGUCGUGUCUCCUGCGCUCAACGUCAUGUGCGUCAACAUGAGCCCGGACGAGCUCGCGCCGCUCAUCUAUUCGACGUGGCCGAACGCGCGCUUGAACGAGACGAUGGGUCAGACGGUGGUGGAUCCGACGUGGGAGAACGACGUCCCGAGGUGGCUCAACGAGAGCGGCCUGCCCGAGUACCUGAACCGCACCGUCGUCGACGGCAUCUUUCGGUGGGGGCCCGAAUACGGCCGACGGCCGCCCAUCUUUCAGACGGCUCCCGCCGACUACAACAUGGUCACCAACGUAUCGCUCUGGGAGGGCGCCGAAGCCUUCUACAUACUCGGCAAGAGCCCCGUGACGAGGCCAAACUACACGCUUUGCGAGAUGCGUUCGUGGGUGUCGCCCUGGUGCUCGACGCGCUUCGACAUAUCGGGCACGGCCGGCGCCAGCAUGCGAGCGCAGUGCGAGGAUGCCAAGGACCGCAACGCCUACCAUUGGUCGGUCGAGAAGGAUCCAGGCUGGGACGGAACAUAUCCCGGCGCGUCGACGGCCGACUGGAAGUGGCUCUCGAAGCAAUGGGGUCUCUCGAUGUACCUCAACGGCGGCACGACGAACGAGAACGCGUCCAACGCGCGGAUCCUGACGCAGCUGGCGCUGUCCGAGCCGAGCCUGCGCUGGCACAUGCCUUCCAUGGCCGAGGCGCUGGCCGUCUACGGCAGCUCGAUGCUCGUCAUCGGCUCCAUCGACACGCCCUUCCGGCACUACUGGCAGUACAAGGCGCCGCAGAAUAUCCUGGGCGCGCCCGGCGCGCUGGACCCCUUCCAGAGCUCCGUCAUCACGCAGCAGUACACGUCUGGGCACGUCAACGAUUGGCAGGCCGUCUUCUACCCCGUCCUCUUCCUGCUCUUCCUCAUCAACCUCUGCUGCUUGCUGUUCCUCGUGCUGCAGAAGGAUCAGGUGACGGACUUUACGGAGCCGCAGAACUUCUUCGCGCUCGCCAUCAACAGCCCGCCGAGCGCCCAGCUCAAGGGCAGCUGCGGCGGCGGGCCGCAGAAGAGGGACCUCGUGGUGCCUUGGCGGGUCCAGUACGUUUCGGGAUCGAACCACUACUUUGUGGAGGAGGCGAGCCCUCGGCCGUGGCGAGGAAAGUACUCGCGCGAGACGGCGACGACGGAGAGGGAGUGCGGGGAUGCGAAGGGGGCGAGCUACAAGAGGCUGAGUCUCGGUCGCCGAUGGUUCUGA